CCACUCUCACUCUUUUGGAACCUCUGACCUCAACACCCAAGCUCCUCGUCACCAUCAACGGGAGUUUCCUGUCCGCCCGCCUCUCCGCAGCACCGAAACUCGCGAGGCAUACCUCAAUUGGGCGGACCAUGGUUGCCAGAGUGUUGUUGCAACGGCGCAUUGCGCCGUUGACAGCUUCCUUACUGGUGGGAGGUGUUGCCUUCUAUCCCCGGACUGCACACGCAGAGGCCCCCAACGACCGCCAAUUCUCCAGAAAACCCAUCUACGAUGACGACUUUGACGUCUUCCCCGUAGCCAAGCGACCUCUCCCAACGCCGACGACAAGCACAACAGCAACAUCCAUCACCACCACUACCAAUGACGCCAUCCCCUCUUCCACCCCUCCCUCCCCGUCAGAAGAACCGAUACCAACGCCAAUCCCUGCCGCCGAACCCACCACCACGGUAACCCACCACCACCCGCGCGCGCCGACGCCGACGGACCGUUUGGCCGGGCAGAUCCGCCGGGCGCGGCUGUACCUGUACUCGCAGGCCUGCACCGCCGAGGACGCGGUGAACGGGGCCAUGGGGCGGGCGUUCGCGCUGGAGCAGGCCUUCACGUCGACGGUGGCAUCGCUAGCCCCUCCGCGCGAGAGCGGCGAGAAGCUGAUGCCGGGCCUCGUCUACGUGCUGGUGGCGGGCAUGGCGGGGAGCAUCGUGGCGCGCAACCGCAACGUGCUGCUGCGCGGCGCCACCCCGCUCGCCCUGGGUCUCGGCGCCGCCUGGGUCGUGCUCCCCGUCACCAUGGGCAACGUCUCGGCGCUGCUGUGGGAGUACGAGCGCAGGUUCCCUGCUGUGGCUGACGCCCAUGUACGUACGCGUGAGGGUAUUGAUCAGGGUAUCUACUUUGCGAGGGUCCACGCCGAUUUGGCGCAGAGGAAGGUCCAUGAGGGUGUGAGGGAUGCCAGGGAGGCGAUUGAGGGGUGGGUGAGGAAGGGGAAAUGAAAAGAGGGUUGAAGCAUGUGUGGAAUGAGCGAGGCGAGCGGCAUUGUUCCUCUGCUUGUAUCAUAUUGUGAGAGCUUUGGUAGCUCGCGAUAGACUAAAAUUUUCUAUGUGAUGAAAGUCUCCAAGCUCUUCAGUCUGCG
Molecule: messenger RNA, 1123 nt
Organism: Canariomyces notabilis
Lineage: Eukaryota; Fungi; Ascomycota; Sordariomycetes; Sordariales; Chaetomiaceae
Exons: 3
Coding region: 129-983 (284 amino acids)
Biological process (GO): cristae formation
Cellular component (GO): mitochondrial crista junction; MICOS complex
Source: RefSeq, a predicted model, not a curated record